AUGAAGACGAACUCCGACAAGCUUGUGUCUCCUGCUGUCUGUGAAACCAACAACCACCACUCUUACUACCACAUCAUUCCCAACUACAGAACCAACAACCACCACUCUUACUACCACAUCACUCCCAACUACAGAACCAACAACCACCACUCUUACUACCACAUCAUUCCCAACUACAGAACCAACAACCACCACUCUUACUACCACAUCAUUCCCAACUACAGAACCAACAACCACCACUCUUACUACCACAUCACUCCCAACUACAGAACCAACAACCACCACUCUUACUACCACAUCAUUCCCAACUACAGAACCAACAACCACCACUCUUACUACCACAUCACUCCCAACUACAGAACCAACAACCACCACUCUUACUACCACAUCAUUCCCAACUACAGAACCAACAACCACCACUCUUACUACCACAUCACUCCCAACUACAGAACCAACAACCACUAUUCUCACUACCACAACACCACUUCCUACUACAACAAUAACAACAACCACAAUGCCAACCACCACUACACCCCUUACAACCACCACACCCAUCACAACACUUCCAACGACAGAACAAACAACCACCAUCCUUACUACCACAACUUUGCCUACCACCACAACACCUCCCACAACCACCGUAGCCAUCACCACAUUGCCAGCCACAACACCAACAACCACUUUGCCAACUACGACUCUUGUCUCCACCACACCACUAGCCACAACCACAACAACACCAACAACUACUUUUCUGCCAACAACCACACCCACAACAACAAUUCCACCUACUACGACAACUAA
Messenger RNA from Epinephelus fuscoguttatus (brown-marbled grouper), 801 nucleotides. Its product is annotated as histidine-rich glycoprotein. The record is from RefSeq and is a predicted model, not a curated record. NCBI's taxonomy places the organism in Eukaryota, Metazoa, Chordata, Actinopteri, Perciformes, Serranidae. The transcript is spliced from 2 exons. Bases 1 to 801 code for a protein of 266 amino acids.